AUGGCCCAAGCUGAACCAAUCAGCACGUUACGGCGGAGACGAAACGCCCUAGCCGGUCGACUUGCAACCAUGAAGCGCGAACUCGAUGAAUACGAAGCGUCUGGGAAGGCAAACAGAAUCUUCCUAACAUCUGGCCGCAGCUCGUUCGAUGAACUUUGGAGGAGGAUAUUCGCGGUUCAAGAAGAGUUAGAUGGGUUAGAUGAGGAGGAAGAUGCGCGUGUAGCUUCGUUAUCGCAAGAGCAUCGGGAGCUUGACAUGCGGUUCCUAGGUCUCUUUGAGCAAAUGUCAGCAACAACCCCGUCGACAACAAAAACAGGCGAGACAUGCCGGAAACCAGAGCCGACCACCGUUCCAGAGGUCCGCGUGCCCCAAUUCGACGGUGCCCUCGAGAACUGGACCUAUUUCUACGACACGUUCUCAUCCAUAGUGGACCGUAACGAAAGUUUGACGAAUGUCCGAAAGUUCCAGCAUCUACGCUCAUCUAUAACUGGACGGGCCGCACAGAGUAUCCAGUCAUUAGAACUCACAGAGGCCAACUAUCCCAUCGCGCUUGACACGCUGAAGGAUAAGUUCAAUUGCCCCCUCCAAAUCUGCAUGCGCCAUUGGAAUUUGAUGCGCAACUAUCCGAAAAUCAAAAAGGAAACUCCAGAAGCCCUAGAGGAUUUGUUGGAAACCAUCAGCGUAAAUCUAAAGGCGCUCGAACACCUAAAAGAGCCCGUCACAUCAAAUACAGCGAUUAUCGAAUUGAUCGCGUCGAAAUUGCCCUCGUCCAGCCUGCGUAAAUGGCAACGCACACUGCCCCGCCAACAGGUGCCAUCCUAUCAGCAUCUGAUAGACUUUCUCAAAACACGGGCGAACGGGACUCAAUUCCUCUCUAAAGAGAAGGAAUCAAAAGGGUCAACCCACAAACACCACAGUCAGCGAACAACCAUACCGCAUGGGCGAACCCUUGCUACAACCAGCAGAACGGUGGUGUGUCCGACCUGCAACGGACCUCAAGAGAUCAGACACUGUAAAAUCUUCAAGGCCAAAUCAUCGACCAAACGUUUUCAGAUCGUGAAGAAGGCAUCGUUGUGUAUAAAUUGCCUAGGCAGAGGACAUUCGCCGACACAGUGUACAUCGGCACAGAUCAAGGUUUUGAACAAACAGGCACAACCAAUCCGAGCCCGAGCCUUACUCGACACUGGGUCGAGCAUGAACUUCAUGACCGACAAGCUCGCGAAUUCCCUUGGUAUAAAGCAAAGGAGAUGUGCGAUCCAGAUCGGAGCCCUCGACAAUUUGAGCACCACGGCAAAACCAUACACCACGGCCACAAUCACGUCAACGGACGGCAAGUAUAAGAAGACAUUGAAAUUUCUUGUUAUCCCGGCCAUAUCGACCUUCGUACCAAGCGAGCCCAUCGACCCCUCGAGUCUGGGAUUACCCAGAAAUAUUCAACUAGCCGAUCCACAAUUCCAUUGCCCAGCCCCGAUCGAUGUCUUACUUAGAACCGGAUCAACAUUUGCGUCGCUGUGCAUCGGGCAGGUCAAUCUGGCGCAACCAGGCGAACCUGAACUACGUCUACAAAAAACACGCUUCGGCUGGGUAAUCGGGGGGAGUCCCACGUCCCAAACCGCGAUAAAUACGUUCCACGCAACCACAACGGCUCUGCAAGAGGACCUCGCACGGUUUUGGGAGAUCGACGAGGGACCGGCCACUACUCAUCUUUCGGAAUCGGAACGACUAUGUGAAGAACAUUUCCGAAACCAUGUCCGACGAACCAAGGAAGGCAGAUACAUCGUUGCAUUACCAUUCAACGAAAAGCUUUCCUCACUAGGGUCAUCGAAGGCCGCUGCAAUGAGCAGGCUCGCCUCUCUUCAUCGUCGAUUCCAACGCGACAAACAAUAUGAAACCGCGUAUAGUGCUGUGAUCCAAGAAUAUUUAGACUUGGGUCACAUGACGAAGAUCAAAACGGAUCACGCCACCGACCACGGGUAUUAUUUACCACAUCACGGCGUGAUCAAGGAAUCGAGCGACACCACCAAGCUCCGGGUUGUGUUCGACGGCUCAGCAUCAAGUACCACGGGAGUGUCUCUGAACGACGCCCUUCAUACGGGCCCGAAAUUACAAGAAGACCUGAGAAACAUCCUAUUGAGAUUCCAGUCAUUUCAAUAUGUCCUUACCGGCGACAUCGAGAAAAUGUACCGUCAAUUCAUCCUACGUCCAGAAGAUCGUCCUUAUCAAAAGAUUCUGUGGCGUGCCGACAACGGAGAGAUCGAAACAUACCGACUCAACACCGUAACGUUCGGUCUAUCCGCAGCCCCGUAUCUGGCCAUCCGAUGUCUCAAACAGUUGGCAGAAGACGAGGGACCUAGAUUUCCGAGAGCAGCGCAGAUCCUACGGCGAGACUUCUAUGUCGACGAUGCGUUGACCGGAGCCGAUACAAAGGACGAAGCCUUAUCAGUCAGGAAUGAUCUCACGAAAUUACUUAAGCUAGCCGGUCUAAAUAUCCGCAAAUGGGCAUCAAACGAUCGGGAUCUGCUAUGA
This is a messenger RNA of Bombus huntii, 2526 nucleotides long. RefSeq lists its product as uncharacterized. The transcript is spliced from 2 exons. Lineage: Eukaryota; Metazoa; Arthropoda; Insecta; Hymenoptera; Apidae. The coding region runs from base 1 to 2526 and encodes 841 amino acids. The record is from RefSeq and is a predicted model, not a curated record.